Messenger RNA from Larimichthys crocea (large yellow croaker), 2066 nucleotides. Its product is annotated as polymeric immunoglobulin receptor-like. Lineage: Eukaryota; Metazoa; Chordata; Actinopteri; Sciaenidae. The transcript has 7 exons. Gene Ontology annotation, molecular function: transmembrane signaling receptor activity. The coding region runs from base 346 to 1233 and encodes 295 amino acids. The record is from RefSeq and is a predicted model, not a curated record. Gene Ontology annotation, cellular component: plasma membrane.
GUCUCAUCAACACAGCUGAAACUUCCCCUUUGUGGAUUAAUACAAUUAUACUGCUAUUAUAUUAAUUCUGACAUACUGUGUUUAUGUCAGAUUCUUCUGACUAAUACAAGGUAUAAUUAUCUUUGUCUCUCUCUCUUUCUCAACACUUCCUCUUAACUGUCAGUUUAAAGAAGUGGGGAGUAAUAAGGAAGGAGUUCACCCAUGACUGAAUAAAAGGGGAAGGAUGGACAGACAGGUGGGAGUGAGAUGUUUUUAACUAACUGUGAAGACAAACUGAUCAGGGAAACUGGAAUAACCAUCUGGAGUUAAUCUGACCAACAAUUUCACCAUCUACAAACCGACACAAUGAAGAGCUUUCUGCUGCUCAUCCUCUCACUGAUGGCAGGCUGUGUGGCCUCAUACCAAGUGAAGGGAUGCGAAGGAGGAUGGGUUGAAUUCACGUGUAGAUACAAAAAAAAAGAGUAUUAUCCUAAGAUUGUUGUAGACAUUCCAAAAGCAGCCAAAGACAUACAAAUUACUCAAAGGGAUGUGUGGAAACAAGAAGGCAACAUUUUCCUGUAUCAUGAUACAACAAAUAAAAAACUCAGGGUGGCCAUCAAACAACUUCAAAGUAAGGACUUUGGGGAUUACAAGUGUAAAUUUUACCUAGAAGAGAAUGAUCGUGUGGAGCAGGAGAAGACUGAAGUGGAAGUUGAGACAGACAGAGACGGCUGCCAGAAACCAUUUACCCAAACUGUGUACAGAACGGCUAAAGCCACCAUCAGAUGUGAUUAUCCAAGAAACAGUCUGCAAAAAAAGUUUUUCUGCAAAGAGAACAAUUCCACCUGUGAGGACAUCUUAUCAACUGAAUCUUCUCCAAAGUCAAGCGAGACAUUCACUCUCACAAAAACUAACACAGGCUUCAACGUGUCCAUCAGUAAAGUGUCCUCACAUCAUGCUGGUGUCUACUGGUGUGGAGUAAAGUCAAAUGAAGGACGUUACCGAGCUGGAUUCAGAAAAAUACAACUAGAAGUUAAAGGACCACCAAUCAUGUCGCCAAACUCCCCUACAACCUCAUCGCCAUCUCUAACACAACCUACUACUGCUUCUCAUGAAAGUUUUGGUCACACAUCUGUGCUAAACCUCGCCGUGUGUCUCUCUUUGGAUUUGCUGGUGUUUCUCUUAAUGGUGCACGCCACAUAUUUCCUCUUCAAACGAUAUGAACUGUGUAAGAAAAACAGGAGUGGAGAGUAAAGGAAAAGCAAAGAGCAGAUGGAAGCAGAUCGAUGGAUCAUUAACAGCUUCAGGAUCUGCUCUGCAUCUGAUUUACAUCGCAGAUAACUUUCCGACAAGCUCCUCUAACCUACAGCUGCAUUGCUCCAUCUUCAACUUCUAAAACAACUGUGACAAAGUUGAUGUACCAUGUCAGCACGUUGUGCUAACGUAAAGGACUUUGUAUCUGAAACAUGCCCUGCCAUCAUUUCUAUCUUGAAUAUGUAAUGUGUAUGACUCAUUUGUGUCUCUAGUAAUGGAACAAAGUAUGAAUAACACAUUUGAAUUUAGGCUGAUGCUGGUCACACGAUCGUCACAAUCUUUGUAUAUCAUCUUUCUAUUUCAGCUCUUCUUCAUUUGCACGCAAACUCGCAGCUGCAACAUCUGAGUAAUUUCCUCUGUCUGGGUUAGAGCACGCACGUAAUCCAAACACACACACAAAUGAUGCAACCACAUGCUGACUUACAACGAUUUGCUGUUUGUACUUUAGGCGUCAUUUGGUUUUGUAUUUUUGGGUGCAUUAAAGCAGUUACAAAUGACAGCCUGCUCAACAUGCAGACUUGAUUUAAAUUAGCUUGGUUAGAGACUCAUAAUGUAACUUUUAGUGAAUUUUAUAUUCACUUUACAGCCCCAAAAUAAACAUAAUACAACUUUCUCUUUGUUCAGAGCUCUGAGAAUUACCUUCAAACCAAAAGAAAGUAAAGAUUUUGUUGCAUGAUUACCUGAGUUUAUUUGUAUCCCACUCUGUUUUUAAUUCAGUUUAACUACAGAAGUUUUAGUUUAAUGAGGGGAGCCGUUUUAUUUUAUAAUUUAAA